AUGGUGAACAAAAGACACACUGCGCAUGAGCCCCAACCUUCAACUCCUGCAUCGAAGGCCAUUGAGCCAUUGCACCCGCGAUCUCGGUGGUCGGAAUGGGCUCUCCACAACUCGGGACUGUACUAUUAUCGAGCUCGAUAUAUCUCAUUCGAGGACAUCUCAUCAAUACCGCCAACUGGGAGAAAUUCGAUUGUGCCGAAUGUUCAAGGCGGAUACAUUCAUUACCAAUCCAUGAGUGUCAACGAGGUGACCAGUCGAGGGUCCAGUCAAGCUCCGGAGCUAGCAACUUGCUCUACCGUGACAACGCCAACAGCCAGUGAUCCCCCGGUCUCUACACAAGAAGUGUAUGGCCAGCAAAAUGAUCAACUUGUCGUUUCAACAAAGACAACCAAGGAUAGCAUGCUGAUGAGUGGAGCGCUGCAACCAGAAGCAGACACUACAGAAACUGUCGUAGUGAUACCGAACUCCUAUGCACUAAAGCGGAAAUCAACGACAUCAAAGAAACAGAAGGAGAAGAAGAAGCAUGGAAAGAAGCUGGAUGUGGAUAAGAGAAAGCAAGUCAGCAAUAAGGCGAAAGUGAACAAGUGGCUAGACACUCUAUAA
Molecule: messenger RNA, 603 nt
Organism: Fusarium verticillioides 7600
Lineage: Eukaryota; Fungi; Ascomycota; Sordariomycetes; Hypocreales; Nectriaceae
Product: small nuclear ribonucleoprotein D3
Exons: 1
Coding region: 1-603 (200 amino acids)
Source: RefSeq, a predicted model, not a curated record